This is a messenger RNA of Callorhinchus milii (elephant shark), 2338 nucleotides long. Its product is annotated as E3 ubiquitin-protein ligase HUWE1-like. The record is from RefSeq and is a predicted model, not a curated record. Lineage: Eukaryota; Metazoa; Chordata; Chondrichthyes; Chimaeriformes; Callorhinchidae.
AUGUUGGACGUGUUCCUCGACGACCGCCCCAACAGCUAUUACUGUGGAUUCUCGUUACAGUCUCACUUCGUGAGGAUCAGUCUGCCCGAGGGAGUGGACCCCUCUUUCCUGGCAGCGCUGCCUGAGGAUAUCCGGAGGGAAGUGCUACAGAACCAGCUGGGAAUCCGGCCUCCGAACCGGGUGCGCGAGAGGGAGCGGGAGAGAGAGCGAGACCGGGAGAGAGAGAGAGCGACGGCAGCGACUGUAGCCACUGCUGUCGCUGCUGCUGCUGCUGCUUCUCUGGUGGGUACCCAGCCCGUCAGCGAGGUCAGCCCUGAGUUCCUGGCCGCCCUGCCCCCCGCCAUCCAGGAGGAGGUCCUUGCCCAGCAGAGAGUAGAGCAGCAGCGGCGAGAGCUGGCGCACACAGCGAACCCUGACACCCCGAUGGACCCGGUGACUUUUAUCCAGACCUUGCCCUCUGACCUGAGGCGCAGUGUGCUGGAGGACAUGGAGGACAGUGUCCUGGCUGUGAUGCCCCCGGACAUUGCUGCCGAGGCCCAGGCCCUGAGGAGAGAGCAGGAGGCCAGGCAGCGGCAGCUCAUGCACGAGAGGCUGUUCAGUCACAGCAGCUCCUCUGCCCUCUCUGCCAUCCUCCGCAGCACAGGUUUCACUGGACGGCUGGGAGGAAACCGAGGAGUGCAGUACACACGCCUCGCGGUGCAGCGAAGUGGGGCCUUUCAGUGGGGCAGCGGCAGCCAUAACAGAGCCUCGAGCAGCAGUAACGUGGACAGCCUCCUGCGCCUCCGCGGACGCUUGCUGUUGGACCACGAGGCCCUGUCCUGUCUGCUGGUGCUGCUGUUGGACGAGCCGAAGCUGAACACCAGCCGCCUUCACCGUGUGCUGAGGAACCUCUGCUAUCACACCCAGACCCGCAACUGGGUCAUCAAGAGCUUGCUGUCCAUCCUGCAGCGGAGCAGCGAGAGCGAGCUGUGCAUCGAGAUCCCCAAACACCUGGAGGAGAAGGGCAAGAAGGUCAAGAGCUGCCUGGCUUCUCCCCCGCCCCCUCCUCCCCCUGGCACCGGAGCCCUAGCUCUACACGAACAGAAAACCCUGGACCUGCUCCACAAGGUGGAGGCCAAAGCCACCAGCCAGCUGUCGUGGCUCUCCGUGUCCAUGGACGCUGCUCUGGGCUGUCGCACCAACAUCUUCCAGAUACAGCGGUCGGGAGGGCGGAAGCAUUCGGAGAAGCAUCCCGGCUGUGGCUCCACCGUCCACAUCCACCCCCAGGCAGCUCCCGUGGUCUGUAGACACGUGUUAGACACCCUCAUCCAGCUCGCCAAGGUAUUCCCCAGUCACUUCACACAGCAGCGCAGUAAAGACAGCUGCGGGGAGACAGACAGAGAGAAGCUGGGGAGGCCGGCAGCGACCAGCCCUGGACAGGGCCAGGGCCAGGCACAGGGACAGAGCCCGAGCCCGGCCGGAGCUGGCUCCACCUCCAGCUCCAUCUCCACCGACUUCUGGGACCUUCUGGUCAAACUGGACAACAUGAACGUGAGCCGCAAGGGGAAGACCUCAAUCAAGGCUCUGCCUCUGCCGGGCAGCGAGGGGGAGAGCAGUCAAGGCAGCCUGGAGUCCUCGCCCCUGGGGCAGCUCAUGAACAUGCUCUCUCACCCCGUCAUCCGCCGCAGCUCGCUGCUCACCGAGAAACUGCUCCGUCUCCUCUCCCUCAUCUCCAUCGCCCUCCCCGACAACAAGGCCACGGAGAUCAGCCCCAACCACAGCAACAGCAACAGCCACAGCAACAGCCACAGCAACAGUAACAGCAGCGCCACCUGCCCCCCCCUCACAGCCACCCCCAACCCUAGCCUUACCCCCAACCCCAACCUCAGCGUCAACACAACAGCCAACGUCACUGCUACACCGACUCAGAAAGUGGCCAAGUCCCCGGCGAGGGUGGGGGAGACCGGCGGCAGCAGCAGCGACAGCAAAGCCCCCACCUCAGGCCUCACAGAGAAACAGCUCCAGCUGUCAGUGGAGGUGUUGACGUCACACUCGUGUUCAGAGGAGGGUCUGGAGGACGCAGCUAACAUCCUAUUACAGUUGUCCCGCGGGGAACCGGGAACCAGAGACACCGUCCUCAAACUACUACUGAGCGGAGCUCGGCAGCUCGGCUACACCCUGUGUCAGCAGAUAGGGACGCUGCUGGCUGAGUUACGAGAGUAUAACCUGGAGCAGCAGAGACGAGCUCAGGCUGACAGUCAGCCCCCAGAGCUCAGCCACGAUGAUCAGCCGCACAUGGCCAAACUGAAGGGCAAGAUGCUGAGCAGGUGAGAAAGGGAGAGUCUGUCACCACUUUUCC